UUUUUAAAAAACAGUACCGACGGGUCCUAAAACCCUGCUCCGUGGAUGCGCUCAGGCAGUGGGAGAAAACCAGCAGCAGUUUGCAGCCAAGCCUGCUCGGUUCAGUCUGACUGCUUGGUGAAGCAGUCCACCAAGGUCUUCACCUGUGGCAUGGUGUGAUGAGUCACUCCAUGUUCCUCCUUGGCCGGCACGGGUAGCAAACGAUGGUCACUACAGCCACCACAGAGAUGCACUGACACCCUCACUGCUCUCCUGUCCUUCCCUGUCAAAUCUACACUAACAGCAGCCAUACCAAUGAGCUCUCACAGUUGCCAAGGUGGAUUGACCAGCAAGGAGCAGUCUGUGGAACUUCUUAAACCAACUGCACACAACCAUUUUGUGGACGUGAGCACAGCAGCGCUGCCCUCCACCGCCACAGCCAUCCUUCCCAUGGAUCUGCGCGUAGUGGACCACGCUCACCACCACCAACAGCAGCCCCCCUUUGGGCUGGUUCCUCCACCCCACCCCACCCCACCCACUUCCACAGCUUGUCCCACAUCAACAGAAACAGGCCGUGGACCAGUCAUUAGCCAGCAGGAACAGCACCUGCAGCAGGAGCUGGUGGCUCUUAAACACAAGCAACAGCUCCAGAGGCAGUUACUCAUUGCAGAGUUUCAGAGGCAACACGAACAGCUGUCACGACAACAUGAAGUUCAGCUGCAGGAACAUAUCAAGCACCAACAGGAGUUACUGGCGCUCAAGCAUCAACAAGAGCUGCUGGAGCACCACAGGAAGAUGGAGCAACAACGUCACGAGGAGCAGCUGGAGAAGCAGCAGCGGGAACACAAACUCCAUCAACUCAAAAACAAGGAGAGGGGACAAGAGAGUGCAGUCGCCAGUACAGAGGUAAAGAUGCGACUUCAGGAAUUUGUUCUGAACAAAAAGAAAGCCUUGGCUCAGCGAAACCUAAACCACUGUCUGCCCAGCGACCCACGCUACUGGUAUGGAAAAACCCAGCAUAGCUCUUUGGACCAGAGCUCACCUCCCCAAACAGCACUGUCAGCAUACAAUCCAAUCCUGGGCACAUAUGACUCAAAAGAUGACUUCCCUCUCCGCAAAACAGCCUCUGAGCCCAACCUAAAGCUUCGCUCCCGACUAAAACAGAAGGUGACAGAGCGUCGCAGCAGCCCUCUGCUCCGUAGGAAAGAUGGACACAUUGCUACUGCCAAGAAGCGUUCUCUAGACGUGGCUGAGUCUGCAUGCAACAGUGCACCAGGCUCAGGUCCCAGUUCACCCAACAAUGGCUCUGGUAACAUCCCCACUGAGAAUGGGGGAACAAUCUGCAGCAGUCCAGGAGAGGCCUCCCUGCUUCAGAGGUUGGCAGCACGGGAAGGUUCAAUUAGCCAGCUCUCUCUCUACACCUCUCCUUCUCUGCCCAACAUCACCUUGGGCCUGCCAGCCACAGGUCCUGCUAGCACUGUGGUAUCGGGACACCAAGAUGGUGAGAGUCAUCUGGCAUUGCCUGCGUUACAGCAGGGCAUUUCACUGACCCCUCCUUUCCUGCACACUGCCCACCUGCCCUCCUACUUGGCAUCUUCAGCACUGGACAGGGAGGGGCCUGGAGGGGGCACGGCUGGUCACAACCCCCUCCUCCAACACAUGGUAUUGCUGGAGCAGAGCCACAGUCCAAUGGUUGGUCUGGGUGGGAUACCACUUCAGUCGCCCUCUGUCUCCAAGCUUGUGCGGGGCCACCGUCCCCUGGGGAGAACCCAGUCAGCCCCUCUGCCCCAGCAGCAGUGUGGACAGGCCCAGGCCCUGCAGCAGUUGGUGGUCCAGCAGCAGCACCAGCAGUUCCUGGAGAAGCACAAGCAACUGUUCCAACAACAGCACAUCAUCAACAAGAUAAUGUCCAAGCCCAGCGAUCAGGCCUCAGCUGGAGGCCCGGGUCCCUCAGGGCCAGGAAGGCAGCACCAGAGUCACCCAGAGGAGACAGAAGAGGAGCUUAGGGAGCACCAGGCGCUCUCCUCUUCAUCAUCGUCUUCCUCUUAUACCUCUGUGCAAGAGACAGGGUUGCUACGUGGGCUGGCCAUCAAGCAGGAGCCUCCAGAUCCUCAGGAGCAGGAAGAGAGGGAGCAAAGGGAGAGACAGACUGAGCAGGACUUCCUGUUCAGACAGCAGGCUCUGCUCUUAGAGCAGCAGCGGAUACACCAGUUGAGGAACUACCAAGCCUCGAUGGAAGCAGCUGGGCUGUCGGCCAGUUUUGCUGGACAUCGGCCUCUCUCCAGGGCUCAGUCAUCUCCAGCCUCUGCCUCCUUCCCCAUGGUAGUACAGGAGCCACCAGCCAAGCCGCGAUUUACUACAGGUCUAGUGUACGAGUCUUUGAUGCAGAAGCACCAGUGCAUAUGUGGCAGCACUACCAGUCAUCCGGAGCACGCCGGCCGCAUUCAGAGUAUCUGGUCCCGACUGCAGGAAACAGGCCUCAGGGCGCACUGCGAGUGUAUUCGUGGGAGGAAGGCCUCAUUGGAGGAGUUACAAACAGUCCACUCUGAAGCCCACGUCAUGCUAUAUGGAACUAACCCACUGCGGCAGAAACUAGAUAGUUCGGUAAAUCCCAUGUUUGUGAGGUUACCAUGUGGAGGCAUAGGGGUGGACAGCGACACCAUUUGGAAUGAAGUCCAUUCAUCCAGCGCAGCACGUCUGGCUGUCGGCUCUGUGGUGGAGCUCGUCUUCAAAGUAGCAUCAGGAGAACUGAAGAAUGGUUUUGCUAUAGUUCGACCACCUGGACACCAUGCUGAGGAGAGCACACCUAUGGGUUUCUGUUAUUUCAACUCGGUCGCCAUAGCAGCCAAGCUCCUGCAGCAGAGACUCAAUGUCAGUAAAAUCCUCAUCGUAGAUUGGGAUGUCCACCAUGGUAAUGGCACCCAGCAGGCAUUCUACGCUGACCCCAGUGUCCUUUACCUGUCUCUGCACCGUUAUGAUGAUGGGAACUUCUUCCCUGGAAGUGGCGCACCUGAUGAGGUGGGCAGUGGAGCAGGUGAAGGUUUCAAUGUGAACAUGGCCUUUACUGGAGGACUGGACCCUCCCAUGAGUGAUGCAGAGUAUCUAGCUGCAUUCAGAACGGUGGUCAUGCCUAUUGCCAAUGAGUUUGCGCCUGACAUGGUUCUGGUAUCUUCUGGUUUUGAUGCAGUAGAUGGACAUGCUCCACCACUUGGUGGAUACAAACUGACAGCCAAAUGCUUUGGCUACCUGACCAGGCAGCUAAUGGGUCUGGCAGGCGGUCGGUUGGUGCUUGCCUUGGAGGGGGGUCACGACCUCACAGCCAUAUGUGAUGCCUCCGAAGCCUGCAUCUCUGCUCUGCUUGGCAAUGAGUUGGACCCCAUUCCUGAUGAGGUGUUGCAGCAGAGACCAAAUGCCAAUGCUAUACGCUCUAUGGAGAAAGUUAUUGAAGCUCACAGUAAAUACUGGUGCUCACUGCAACGCUCUGCUUCCACACUGGGCUAUUCUUUGAGUGAGGCCCUGAAGCGUGAGGCAGAGGAAGCUGAAACCGUUUCUGCCAUGGCUUCAUUGUCUGUUGCAAACAAGCACAUUGGAAAGGGGACUGAAGAGGAACCAAUGGAGGAGGAAGCUCUUAUGUAAAGAAACAUUCUCAGCCUUUUGACCACUCAGACUUGUCUUUGUCUUUGGCAUCUCGUCAUGGAAGCAACAAGCAGAACUGACAAAAGUGGACAAAAACAGACCACUGAAGAUGAGCGACCCAUUUGCUGAUCGGCAGUGCAGUUGUGUUACAUUGCAUUGCACUUAAAGACUUUGGAUAUAAGAUUGUUUCAACUAUCCCAUAAUGACAACCUCCAGUGCCAGUGCUUUUAAAACACUAGACAAGACAUACUUUUGAUUGCCAGUGAGAACCAUACAGAGGAUCUACAGUCAUGUUAUUCUGCUCUAUCUGUGCUUUAUCUUCAUCUCUUCACUUUCAUGAAGACCACCAUAGCUAUUGUGAUUGUUACUCUGCACUAAAGACGGAUUCCUGUUCUUGGAAGAUAUCUAAAUGAGAGGAAAAAAGCUGUCAGAAAUCCUACAAUUUUCCAAGUUGUUGAAGGUUACAGAUGAGAAAGGUCACAAACCUAUUAACAGUAAAAGACAUUUGUGCCUUCCCCCCCCCCAAACCUGGUGGAAUUUUUUGUUGAACUCCACUAAAAGAGUUUUGCCUUAAAAAUAGGUUUGGGACCAAGGCCUCUUCUCCCCCCCGAGCCCUUAAACAUUUCUAUCCUGGCAAGACAUCUACUGCCUGCAUGUUGUUGGCACAUAGACUGAAGGACUUUGGCAUGUUUACCUAUAAUUCCCUGCAACCAGCCUACUGUCUCAGCCCCCAUCUUUUCCCCUCAUUGUGAGUGUCAGCUUGGAAGGUAGUUCCCAGCCACAAGUUGGAGGUGGCUCCUUUGAAAAGGAGAUUAAUGGUUGGAGUUGUAUCACGUAGGCAUCAAUUCUUUGUCAGAGGAAGAUAUACGUAGCAUGCACUUUACUCGAGCAGCGAGGCUUCUGAAAGCUAGAAUCCUCUUCAUAUUGUAUGUAGUAGUUACAUAAUAAUAAAGCCAAAGCAUGACAGAUUAUUGUCUCUGUAGAGUGUAACCACUUACAGCCCCACACAUAUAACAAAGACUAAGCGGUGCCAGUAUUUACAUUAGAAUUUGUCUCACUUUUUUAGACAUUUGCAGAAUGGAAAUAAAUUAAUCUCACGUGGGCUAAUUUGUUGAACCAGCCCUCUCUUCGAGACAAGGACCGUACCACCUGGGAUUUUCCAGAGGGGUGUUUUGCAGCCUCUCACAGCUGGUUUAACAUCUUUAGGUCCUUAUCAAGCACAUCUGCUUUCCACAUGUCCGGUGCUAUGAGGCAGGUGUGAAUAUGUCUGCCUCUUCAUAUACAAUGAAGCACAAAUUUUUCUUAAUCCAUUUUUUUUUAUUGUAUGCACACAUUUUAAUAGUUGUUCUGCAUUAAAGCCGAGUCUUCUUUUGACAGCCAGUGGCUCAACUGAAUAUAUUUGAGCUUUAAAUGGCACAUGUAGCUCAACCUGCCCUUUGGAUUCUGAAUCGCUUUGUUAGGUCGGGUCAUAUAAGCAUUUUACUAAAUCUGAGUAUCAAAUCUGAAUCCGUUUGAAUCAGCAUUUUAUAUGUUAGAACUUGAAUUCUUAAUUGUGUAUUCUUAAUAUUUAAGAAGAUGAGAUGUAAAGAUUUCCUGCGCUGACUUUAAUGAUUUGAAUUUUUUUUUUUUCGUUUAAAUCGAGCUCAUGAUAAAGCUCCCAAUCAGUUCCCAGCUAAAAUAAUCACUCAGUGCAACACACACAGCCACCAGCUUAGUUAUAGUAUUGUUUUGAGAACAUGCCCAAUUUAACAGGCCCAGUAACUUGUGGUUUUAAGAAUAGCAGCCCCUGUGAUCAGCAUGCUAACUUCCUUCCAGCUUGUAUUUGACCCUCUGGGCAACUACCUUCUGCCACCUGUAUUUGACGUAAAUACUAAUCAUGUCUUUAAUGUAGUUUUUCAGUUAACAGGAAACCGAGUGAUGCGGUGUUUACUGUUAUUUACUGUACAUAGGACACUGAUCUCCUGAGUAUUCCUGCCACACACGUGUGACAAUUUUUGUUGAUUUGUUUUUCUCUCAUUUGCUUUUCUCUUUUUUUUCGGCUUUUGAGCUCUAGUGACUUAUUUUUGUACAAUUUAAAUGUUUUCCUGUCGUUUUGUGCGUGUUGUCCACUCUCUGUUUCUCUGUCACGUUGUAAAGCUGACAUACUUCAUGGCAGGUGAGGGUUCAGACUCUGUUCUUAGUGGACGUUACAUGAAUAUGUUUUCUGGGUUCAGGGUUUUUUGCAGGAGCGUUGGGAUGCAAAUGUUUCUACUUUGUAUAAUGAUGGACAAUUGUGUAUUUACUGUCUGUUCAUAGUAGAUUUAUAUAUAAAAAGAAAUGAGUAUAUUAUAUAUCUAUACAUUACAAAAUACUAUGAUCUUGUUUCUGAAGUUGGUAUUGAAAAACAAUACUUUUCAGGGGUCUCACUUAGAGUUGGCCCUUUUAGGGUGUUACUGAAGGCACCUUUUGCUGUUGAGUGUGUAUUGAGCAGCAUUUUACUGGCUGUUUUUUGUCUCAACAGUAAUGACUAGGUUUUGUUUUCAUUAUUUAUCCCAUUGGUACCACAACACUGUUACAGUAGGUGUGCAGUCACUCUGCUUAGCCUUGCAUAUUAAUGCACAUAUUCAUAUACACCCCCACCCCCACCCCGUGCAGAUGAAGUUGCAAACAUAUCUUGCCUGGCAUCUGUUAAGUUUCAGUAUUUCAAGAAAUUUGAGACUAUAAUUUAAAAUAUGAAUUUUCCAUAUCCAGAAAAAUGCCAAAGUCAUGUUUGUUCUUCUUUGUUAAAGAUUAUCAUCUGACAUAUUAGAAAGGAUAAGAAAAAUAGCGAGGGUGGAUUAGAAUUGGAACGCGGCCAUGCGUCCCCUCCCGUGUUAAAUCACUAUGACAGGCCUUGCAAAUGGUUUUGUGUGAUCAGCAUUUAUUUUUCUUAUCAGGCCGAGUAUGCUUAGUUUUAAUUUGAAUUAACAUUUUUCAAGUUUGUAGCUGCAAGCUCAUCAGCUUUGGUAUGCAAGUUAUGCUUCUGUAUCUAAAAAUCACAGUUUGAUCACAGCAGUAGCCAACUUGUCCUGGCUUUUGCUGCACAGGAACCAAGGUAUCUGUCUUAAAAAAAAAAAUGGAUUAAAUUAGCUCAUUUUAACUGAAUGUAUGUAACAGAGAGAGAGAUCCCCUCUCAGUACAAAUGCACCAUUAAUGUCCUUAAGUCUCUUAAACCUUUUCCAUAGCUUUUGCAGUUGAGGUAUUGAGGUCGAGAUAUUUGGUAGAUUGCUUCCAUCAUCAUCUUUUUAUUAAAUUUCCAACAAUAAUGUCUCCACAAAUACAAGUUUGCAUUAAAUUGUGUAGAAAGUAAACCUUUCCAAAAUAAUACUUAAGGUCUGUUUGCACCAGGUCAUGGUUUCAUCUUUUGUUUUAUUAUAGAUGUUUUUUUUUGGUACAUUCCCUUUUAGACGCAUGCACAGGCACAUUGUUUUCUGCAUUUUGUAGCUGUUGACCAGUUUGUUUUUUGUGUGUGUGUGUUACUUGCAUAGUCGGGAUGUGAAAACGCAUAUGAUCAGGCUAUCCUGAAUAUCACCUCAGCUGGGAAAUGCUGACAUCUCAGCUCAUUUUAAGACACUUGAAGAGAUGCUUUUCAGUAACCCAGCCCAGAACAUUCCCAGAACCUUUGCACAGCAGUGCCAGUCAUGGCUUUUCUUCUGUUUAAUGCUUUGGUUUCUCAAACGCUGCCAAAACUAGCACUGUCUGGCUAUUCUGGCCAUCUGUCUUCACUGUUAGUCUUAAAACAAUGUCCAGUAACCAAAAAGAAAAGAGAAAAAAGCAGCAGCAUUCCAUUUUGGUAUAAUUUCCAUUUAUUAGGAGGUAAAUCUUUUUUAUAUUUUAACCCUCACAGAGCCAAGAACUGUCUGUUUAUGUAGACGCCCUUUCCUGACUCCACUCCGCUCCUCCUCUUUUCUCCCUGCAUGAUCCGUCUAUCUGCAUGCAUUACCUGUCUCUCCCCUGCAACAUACCAGCACAAGGGAUCAAGCACUGAAGGACUUUCACUGUAUCCAAACUGUUUUAUCUCUUUACUUCUUUUUGUUGUUUCUAGUAUGGAGGAGUUUGGGGUGCUUUCCAUGUUGUGCUUUUACCUGUAGCAUAUUGAAUCAUCAAACCUGGCAGACUUAAGUUGAAAAACUUACAAAAAAGAAAUAGUAUCAAGCACAGACGAUAGAUUUUAUUGUAUUUAUGUAGAAAAAUAAAUUGUUUUAGUGGGAUGCUUUGUAAACUAUAAGACCAGAAUGGACUUUUUUUUCUUUCUUUUUUUUAAACCAGGCGAGAUGCGACUUUGGUGGAUUUUUCAGAAGACAUUUGUGUGUUUUUUGUCACAUCUGAACUUAUCAAAGGGCUCCAUCCCGAUACCUGGUCGUUGUUACAGUUGUCCAUUCCAGUAAAUAAGCCAGUUAUCUCUAUGACCACUGUGGUUCAAACACAAACAGUUCUGGGUUUACAUAUGUAUAAAAUGCAUAUUCUUUUUUUUUUUUUAUCAGUUAUGUUUUUUGACUUGUUCCACCAUUGUUACAAAAAUAGUACAUUUUUCU
This is a messenger RNA of Archocentrus centrarchus (flier cichlid), 8168 nucleotides long. It is a transcript of the gene hdac4, whose product is annotated as histone deacetylase 4. The record is from RefSeq and is a predicted model, not a curated record. Gene Ontology annotation, molecular function: histone deacetylase activity. The coding region runs from base 295 to 3615 and encodes 1106 amino acids. The transcript is spliced from 28 exons. Gene Ontology annotation, biological process: negative regulation of transcription by RNA polymerase II. NCBI's taxonomy places the organism in Eukaryota, Metazoa, Chordata, Actinopteri, Cichliformes, Cichlidae.